This is a messenger RNA of Heterostelium album PN500, 3852 nucleotides long. Its product is annotated as peptidase S16. Gene Ontology annotation, molecular function: serine-type endopeptidase activity; ATP-dependent peptidase activity; single-stranded DNA binding. The record is from RefSeq and is a predicted model, not a curated record. Lineage: Eukaryota; Evosea; Eumycetozoa; Acytosteliales; Acytosteliaceae. Gene Ontology annotation, biological process: proteolysis; mitochondrion organization; retrograde vesicle-mediated transport, Golgi to endoplasmic reticulum. The transcript is spliced from 15 exons. Bases 1 to 3852 code for a protein of 1283 amino acids. Gene Ontology annotation, cellular component: mitochondrial matrix; membrane.
AUGAAUAGAAUCUUAUUAUUCAAUCAAAAUAGUAGUAGUAAGACUCUAUUUAAUGUAAAUAAAUUGAAUUCAAAUUAUAAAAGUUUAUAUAAUUUCAAUAGUAUUAAUAAUAAUAAUACAACAUGUAAAUUUAAUAAUAGAAUAAAUAAUAAUGUAGUUGUAGGUCAAUCAAUCAUUAGACAUUAUUCAAAAAAGAAUGAUAAAACAAGUACACCAAUGAGAAUAGAUGAUAUUUCAACUAUCAGUUCUGAAGCUGUAGAAGCAUUAUCAAAGAUUGAUAAACAAUCUAAAAAAGAUAAAGAUAUGCCAAUUAAUAAUGAAGUAUUGAUAUAUCCAUCACAAUCGAUUCAUUUCAUUGGAUCAAAGGGACCUAUUCAUCUAUCGAGUCAAUUCACAAAUAUGUUGAUACCCAAUGCCUCUGGUAAGAUAUUUGUUGGACUGUUUUUGAUUAAAGAUGAAUUCCGUGGUGUCGUACAAGCAGAUUCGCCAUUAGAUCACAAAACCAUUGAAAAAGUACAUCCAGUCGGUGUCUUGGCACAGAUCUCUUCCACGGCAUUUGGAUAUCACUAUUUCGAAGUGAAACAACGUAUCAAGCUAUCGGACAGCAAAGAAUCACUACAAAGUCAAUCAUCAAAGAGAUUAAAUUAUUUCUUUAAAAUCGAUGAAUUUCCACCACAAUCAAUUCAAGAUGAAGAAGAACAAUCUAGAAUCGAUGCUAAAAUGUUACAGAUUGGAAUAUUGAUAAAGAGAUAUAAUAAGAUGUAUCCAGAGUGUUACAAGAGUAAUCCAUCGUUGGACUAUGAUAAACAUAUCGCUACCAUCAAGGAUCCAGAGAUAUUCAUAUCAUCGAUUAUCAACUACUAUGGUUUGAACUAUCCAACUCAAUGUCAAGAGAUUUUAGAGAAACCUUCGAUAUUAGAUCGUUUAGAUUUAAUUUACAACAUAUUAAAGAAUGAAGAGAGUUUAUUAGAACAACAACAAAAGAUAUUUAGUGACUUGGAGAGUGAAAAAGUAAAUACACAGAAAAAGUUAUUCUUAAAUGAACAAUUGAAAUCUAUAAAGAAACAAUUGGGUGUUGAAUUCGAUGAGAAGGAACAGGUCGUACAGAAAUACUUAAAGAGAUUAGCAAAGUUAAAUGUACCAGAGGGUCCAAAGAAAGUUAUUGAAGAUGAAAUUAAUUGGAGAGAUAGAUUAACAUAUCCUUCUUCAUUGGAAUAUAAUACUUGUAGAAAUUAUUUGGAUUGGUUAACCAAUUUACCGUGGGGACUAUACUCACCAGAGUUUUUCGAUUUAAAGUAUUCAAAGGAAACAUUGGAUCAGGAUCACUAUGGACUUACCAAUAUUAAACAGCGUAUAUUAGAGUUUAUAUCGGUCGGUCAUAUCAAGGGAUCGGUACAAGGUAAGAUCAUAUGCUUUGUUGGUCCACCCGGUACCGGUAAGACAUCGAUUGGUAAAUCGAUUGCCAAGUGUCUGAAACGUCAGUUCUUUAGAUUCUCUGUCGGUGGUUUGUUUGAUGAAGGUGAGAUUAAAGGUCAUCGACGUACCUACAUUGGUUCAAUGCCAGGUAAACUGAUACAAUGUAUGAAAUUAGUACAAACUUCAAAUCCUGUUAUAUUAAUUGAUGAAGAACAAACAAAUCUAAAAGUUAUGAUCAUAUUAAUUGUUGUCUAUUCUAUUUUCAUCAAAGAAAUUGAUAAGAUUGGAAAGAGAAAUUUAGGUGAUCCAUCAUCUGCAUUGUUGGAAGUAUUGGAUCCAGAACAAAACUCAUCGUUUGUCGAUCACUAUUUGGAUGUACCCUAUGAUUUAUCAAGAGUAUUGUUUAUUUGUACUGCCAACUCUGAUCAAACAAUUCCAGGUCCAUUGUUUGAUCGUAUGGAAGUUAUUUAUCUGUCUGGAUACGUCGAGGAAGAACAAAUUCAAAUCGUAAAGAACUUUGUUAUUCCAAAGACAUUAAAUGAAUGUGGAAUUAAACCUGUAAAUGAAGUUAUAAAACUUUUAGUUAAAUUCUAUAGUCGUGAAGUUGGUAUAAGAGAGUUGGAACGUUUAGUCGAAAAGAUUGCAAGAAAAUCGGCAUUGGAGUUGGUCAAUGGAUCACCAGAUAUCGUUGUAGAUACAGAGAAUCUUGAAGACUACCUGGGAAUACCAUCGUAUACUUCAGAUCGUUACUAUGACGUUACUCCAAUCGGUGUUGUCAAUGGUCUUGCCUGGUCACAGAGAGGUGGAUCUACACUCUACAUCGAGACAAUCGCUGAAAAGACACACGGAUCGCCAAGACUUAGAACCACCGGUAAACUUGGUGAUGUAAUGACUGAGAGUACAAACAUUGCCUAUACCUAUGCAAAGAAUUUCCUCUAUGAAAUAGAUCCAGAGAAUAAGUUCUUUGAAAAUUAUUCAUUACAUAUGCAUGCACCACAAGGUAGUAUACCAAAGGAUGGACCAUCGGCAGGUGUGACAAUGGUGACAUCUUUGUUGUCGGUUGCAAUGAAUGAACCGGUCGUUAAUAACCUUGGUAUGACAGGUGAGGUUACCAUCACCGGUAAGGUGUUUACCAUAGGUGGUGUGAAAGAGAAGACUAUAGCUGCAAAGAGAUCUGGUCUAUCUGCUAUUGUUAUACCACUGAACAACAAGAUCGACUAUGAAGAACUACCAGACUACAUUAGAAAUGGUAUCGAUGUCAAAUUCGCUUCAGAGUACCGUGAUGUCUUUGAAAUUGCAUUCCCAAACAAAGUUCAUCUACUACCACCUAGAAAUCAAACAAUAGAUUCUACUAUUAACUAUGAAAAAUCAUCAUCAUCAUCAGAAACAACAAACGAAACACAACAACAACAACAACAACAAACUACAAAGAUGGAAUCAUCAACUACAUAUGCCAAUGGUAAUCCAUUUAACAAUCUACCUAGACUUAGUAAGACUAUUGCAGGUGUAUUAGCAUUCUUUUUGUUUAUAGGUGUAUUCUUUGGUUCGCAAACUAUUUCUUAUUUAUCAAUUAAUGCAGGGUCUAUUGGACCACCAUAUUUCUUUUUAUGGACACUAUUCACUGCAGGUUUAUAUGAAAUAUAUCUAUUUUCAGGUAUAAUUAAUAUAGUUUUCUUACUUUUAUUGGGUAAAUACUUGGAACCAGUAUGGGGCUCAACUGAAUUCUUAAAGUUUAUAAUGGUUGUCAAUGUAUUGUCUGGUGUAGGAACAUUCUUUUUAUUUACGUUCCUCUUUAUGUUUAGCGGUAACCCAAUGUUUUUAUAUGCAACAAACAUUUGUGGAUUUUCAGGUAUAAUUACAGCAUUCACAGUCGCAUUGAAACAAUUGAUACCAGAACAAGAGAUCACAUUUUUGUUUUCCACAAUAAGAGUAAAGUAUUUGGCAUCGAUAUCGAUUGCCAUUAGUGUAGUACUCACACUUCUCGGUCUCUCAUCUGGACAUACCUUACCAUUUAUUAUCUUUGGUGCAUACUUUGGAUGGUUCUACUUGAGAUUCUACCAAUUAAAAGGUGGUGUCAAAGGUGAUAGAAGUGAAUCAUUCGCAUUCUCAACAUUUUUCCCUGAUCCAAUUCAACCACCAAUUCAAUUUGUUUCAAAUAUAUUUUACAAGAUUGCUACCAAAUUAAAGUUGGUUUCAGCACACAGUGGAACAUCGAUUCUACCAUCAUAUAAUACUGGUCAAGGUUUCCAAGCAUCGAGUGGAACAACAACAGCAGGUGGUGCACCUGUAACAUCAGUAGAUGUAGACAGAAGAAGAGCUCUCGCAAUGAAAGCAUUGGAACAAAGAAUGGAAGCUCAACAACAACAACCUCAAAAUACUACUACUUCAUCACCAACCAACCCUACAACUCAAAUUAAACCAAUCGAACAAAUAUAA